Messenger RNA from Sphaeramia orbicularis (orbiculate cardinalfish), 2737 nucleotides. RefSeq names its product protein phosphatase with EF-hand domain 2b (gene ppef2b). The transcript has 19 exons. The coding region runs from base 328 to 2496 and encodes 722 amino acids. Gene Ontology annotation, biological process: detection of stimulus involved in sensory perception; negative regulation of MAPK cascade. Gene Ontology annotation, molecular function: iron ion binding; Hsp90 protein binding; calcium ion binding. NCBI's taxonomy places the organism in Eukaryota, Metazoa, Chordata, Actinopteri, Kurtiformes, Apogonidae. The record is from RefSeq and is a predicted model, not a curated record.
CUCAUCCGUUUAUUCAGCGUAGAUAUCAGCCGUAGUAAGGUUUAAUCCUAAUCCACUUGUAUCUUGUUUUGUGUAAGUGGUCACAGUGCCUCGUCUGAGAAGCUCUGCUAUGCCCAGAGUGAGAGUGUGUGACGGCUCAAACUAUAACCUGGGAAUGAAACAGCCUGAGAUAACACAUAACUUUUAUUUUUUAUUUUUGGCUGGAAAUUGUAACAGCGGCUAUUAAGGUUGAAGGAAAAAUCUUUUUUUUUUUUUUUUUUAAAUACCAAAGAAGUGAAGGGACUAAUGAAAGAGAGGUAACACAGCCAGGAAAAACAGCAAAGAGUCAUGGGAUGUGGCAUGAGAAAAUCAGAACCGAAGCUGAAGAAAUGUGACAGAGUGAGCAUCUCAGUUCCAGCUGCAACAGCCAUUCGAGCUGCUCUGCUGAUCCAGCGCUGGUACCGUCAGUAUGUGGCCAGGCUGGAGAUGAGGCGCAGGUGCACCUGGAACAUCUUCCAGUCCAUCGAAUACGCAGGACAACAAGACCAGAUCAAGCUCUACAGUUUCUUUGGCCACUUGAUGGACCACUUCACUCCUGCAUGCAGUGAAAGAAAUCUAAUAUCUCACAUCUUCCGUGAGAAUGAAAUAUGCCGUGACAUUGAAUGGGAGAGAUACUUCUGCUACAAAAGUGUGGAGGUAGCGGACAGCUACAGCGGUCCUCAUCUGACCUUCCCCAUGACCUUCUGCGGGGUGUCCAAGCUGGUGGAGGCUUUCAAGCACAAGCAACAGCUCCAUGCUCGAUAUGUUCUGCAGCUUCUUGGAGAAACUUGGAGACUUCUACGAAUUCUUCCCAACAUUAACCAUGUCUCCACCUGUCAUACCAAAGAGAUUACCAUAUGCGGAGAUUUACACGGGCACCUGGAGGAUCUGCUGUUGAUAUUCUAUAAGAAUGGACUGCCAUCGUUGGAGAAACCGUAUGUCUUUAACGGAGACUACGUGGAUCGUGGGAAAAACUCCCUAGAGAUCCUCCUCAUCCUGUUUGGCUUCCUGCUCUUAUACCCCAACGACAUCCUCCUGAACAGAGGAAACCAUGAAGAUCACAUUGUUAACUUGAGAUAUGGUUUCACUAAAGAAGUUCUGGGAAAAUACAGGGUGCAUGGUAAGAAGAUCCUCAAGCUUUUGCAGAAGAUUUUCAGCUGGCUGCCUCUGGCCACCGUGAUCGAUCAGAAGGUGCUGGUUGUGCACGGAGGGAUUUCUGACACCACAGAUCUGGACGUCAUCUCCAGAGUGGACAGACACAGAUAUGUGUCAGCCCUCAGGCCUCCAAAGCGAAGUCUGACAGUCAACGGUGACAAAAACCAGACAAUAAAUGAGGAGGUUUUUGGACAAAUGGAGGGCCGGCGCCGAGUGUGUUCACUGACCUACCAGAGUCCAGUUCAGAAGUUCAACAUCCCACAGCGGCGCUCGCUGCACAACCUGCCCAUCAGCAGUCAGCUGAACUGGACAGUAGAAGAAGAGCUGAAGAGGAGGCGCAGACAGGCCGGGUUCAACCAGUCCUACGGGGAACCCAAGAAGUCCGACUCCGAUUCAGACCCCGAGUCUGGAGAACCCACAGAGACAGAUGAGAACGAGUGGAAACAAAUCGUGGAUGUGUUGUGGAGCGACCCCAUGCCCCAGAACGGAUGUAUGCCCAACGAGGUCCGAGGAGGGGGCUGCUACUGGGGACCUGACGUUACCCAGGAGGUGCUGGAAAAACACAACCUGCAGCUCCUCAUCCGAUCCCACGAGUGCAAACAGGAGGGCUACGAGUUCUGCCACGACCGCAGGGUUCUUACGAUAUUUUCUGCGUCUAACUACUAUGACCUGGGCAGUAACAGAGGAGCCUACAUCCGAAUGGGUCCUGAUCUGGUCCCUCAUUUUGUCCAGUACCAGGCCAGUCGGACCGGUAUAGAGCUUUCACUGAGACAAAGUGUUGGACAUACGGAGAGAUCAGCCCUGAGAUCUCUGAGGCAACAGCUGUUCGCGCACAAGUCCGAUCUCAUCAGUGCCUUUCAGGAGUACGAUUCUGAAAACACAGGGCUGAUCUCUCAGAGUCAGUGGGCCAGCGCCACAGAGAAAGUCCUGAACCUGGGUCUGCCCUGGAGGGUUCUACGGCCUCAGCUGGUCAGCAGUAUGAAGGACGGCAUGGUGGACUACCACAAGUGGAUCCAGGAGCUGUCCAUCACCGAACCCAAACUAGAGAUUUCAGAUACCAGUAUCCUGGAGACUAUGUACAAAAACCACUCGAACCUGGAGACAAUCUUCCGAAUCAUUGACACAGAUCAUUCAGGUCUCAUCUCUUUGGAGGAGUUCCGUCAGACCUGGAAACUCCUCAGCUCUCACCUUAAGAUGGACAUCAGUGAUAAGGCCAUCACAGAUCUGGCCCACAGCAUCGAUUUCAACAAAGACGGGAGCAUCGACAUCAACGAGUUCAUGGAGGCGUUCCGAUUGGUCGACCUCUCAGCACACACAGAGUAGUACCACGAAUCUGCUAAAGACAAACGUAGAAAACAGGCAGUACUGUUGACGGUAGAGCGACACAUGGCCUGGCUCCGUUUACUCUGUGUACUUUUAUUCACACGAAUGCAAAAUAGUUCUUUUCUACCUCUUAGAUGUUGGGAUCUUAGCAGUUUUUGUUUUUUAUGUUCUGUAUUUUUAAGUAUUUUAAAGAAUUCAGAUGAUCAUUUAUUGAACAAUUAAUAAAAACAAACGUAACAGA